Molecule: messenger RNA, 1707 nt
Organism: Lindgomyces ingoldianus
Lineage: Eukaryota; Fungi; Ascomycota; Dothideomycetes; Pleosporales; Lindgomycetaceae
Product: alpha/beta-hydrolase
Exons: 2
Coding region: 1-1707 (568 amino acids)
Biological process (GO): lipid metabolic process
Source: RefSeq, a predicted model, not a curated record
AUGAACAGAUCUCAACACCCGAUAUACGGGCCUACCCCCCAGGAUUAUGGCUUGCCGCCUCCGCAGGUCUAUGGCACUUAUCCUCGGCAACCUUAUGGAUCUCCACCUGUACAGCCAGGCCAACCACAUAUCGGAAACUCUAAAAUAAGUUUUACUCCUUCACAUGCCCCGAAAGAGAAGGAGGGCCGACUCAAAUCAUCAUGGCACAAAGUCGACAAAAUAGCCUCCAAAUCCGUCAGCGACUUACGAGGCACUCUGGCAUCCGGAGCUGGGAAGAGCAGCACCUGUUUGCAGAAUAUCACCUCUGAUUGUAUCGAUCAUUCAACGAGUCUAUUGAGCAAGACGAGCACGCAAUGUCUAAAUCAAGGGGCCGCUCUGUGCGAUAUUAUUAGCUCGAAACUGGAUGCCGUAAUUACGAGUAUGGAUGUGGAACGUUUUAGUGGAGAUGAGCGGGAUUUGAUGGUUCAGCAAGCCUCAUCUGCUUAUUCUUCGAGUUCAACAUUACAGGUGGAGGUCCCGAGGGGAAGAGCAGCCAACCCGGUGUAUCCGAGCUCGACGACCGAGAAGGCUUCGAAUCAUUUUUCGAAGGUCUGGCUGUAUGCAAAUUCCAGACUCCCACCUCAUCUACCUCCCUUUAAAGUCUAUAUGCCAACAUACCCUCUUCUCUGCCUAGCAGCGACCUAUUCCCUCCGCGUCUACACUCCCCCAGCUCCCCGUACUGCAGAACAGGAAACCCAUGUUCCCUCAGACUGGAGGUCUGGUACAAAAGCCAUGGUGCUCAAAUCCAUUCCAAUCGACGACAUGAACAUCGUCGUCUUCGCCAUCCGUGGCUCGCAAACCUUCAUGGAUUGGGCAGUAAACUUCCGACCCGCUCCCUCCUCUCCUUCAGGCUUCCUCGACGAUGAAGGAAAUCUCUGUCAUUCUGGGUUCUUGCAUGUCGCUCGACAGAUGGUAAAACCCGUCGCCGAACGCUUGAAAGCGCUCCUCCAAGAAAACCCUAGCAGAAGCAACUGCUCUCUCCUAAUAACAGGACACUCCGCUGGCGGAGCCGUUGCCGCUCUUCUCUACGCCCACAUGAUGUCGACGCAGGUGAAAUCGGACCUAAACCACCUCACCGGAUUCUUCAAACGCGUGCACUGCAUCACCUUCGGCGCCCCUCCAAUCAGCCUCCUCCCACUCCGACAUCCGACCAACAGGCGGCACCGAAAAAGUUUGUUUUAUAGCUUUAUUAACGAGGGUGAUCCGGUGCCUAGAGCAGAUAAGCAGGUCGUACGCUCGCUGCUGAAACUCUACGCUUCCCCUGCUCCAAGCUCGGGCUCAGCGUGCAGUACCGCCCUCGCCUCGCUAUCAAAACUAAAUCUCUCGUCCACAAACUCCUUUCAAACAACCUCCACCUCCUCCGCCUCCUCCAGACCCUCCAAGUUCUCUAUUUCUAGCUCCAAAAAUUCUAAGACUUCUGCCGCCGAUAGUGUGGCGAGCCAACCUGUGUGGAAUGUCCCGGCAAGCACACUAAGCACGGCUGGCAGGCUUGUUGUGCUAAGGAAGAGGGUUGGAGGGAGUUCUGAAGAGGAUAUUGAGGCUGUGACUGUCGAUGAUGAGUUAUUGAGGGACGUGGUGUUUGGGGACCCGUUGAAGCAUAUGAUGACUUUGUAUAAGAGUCGCGUGGAGCUGCUUGCUACAAGGGCGGCUACUGCGAGGGGGUAUUAG